CAUCCAAUCCUCUCACAUCUCACCAGUCACAAGUCUGCCGCCGGGCAUAUCUCCGGCUUUCGUCCGACGAGGGGUUCAUUACCCGUAUUUAGCUCCGUUGCUACUUAACCAUCCCUCUAUCUCACAAGCUCACAACUCCCCUAAUCACCGUCCCAUCUCAGACACACUGAACUCAAAGUCUCAAACCGCACAAACAAUCGGCUACCAGUAUUCUCGGAACUCACCAUGGCGUCCGACCUCCCAAAAACCAUGUCCGGCAUCCAGAUCUCGCAAACUGGCGGCCCGGAGGUUCUGCACUGGAAAACGGACCUGCCCGUCCCGGAACUCAAAGAAGGCGAGGUCCUCGUGCGCAACGACUUCGCCGGCGUGAAUUUCAUUGACGUCUAUUUCCGAACGGGCCUCUACCCCUCCCCGCUCCCCUUAAUCCCAGGCAAAGAAGGCGCGGGCACCAUCGUCACCGCCCACCCCUCCGUCACCUCCACCACCCACCCGGAUUUGCAACCGGGCCGAACACGGGUAGCCUACCUCGGCGACGCCAGCUACGCAUCAUACACAGCAGUCCCCGCUGCCAGCGUCGUGCCCAUUCCCGACGGCCUGUCCACCGAGAUCGCAGCUGCAAGCCUGCUGCAAGGAUUGACGGCGUUGACCUUUGUGCGUGAGGCGGCAGGCUUCUCCUCCUCCUUCCCGAACCAGGAUGAGGCCCCCUGGGUGCUGGUGCACGCCGCGGCGGGCGGCACGGGGUCGAUGCUGGUGCAGAUUCUAAGUCGAGUGGUGGGCGCGAAGGUGAUUGGCACGGCGGGCGGGCCGGAAAAGGGCGAGAUUGCAAGGUGGAAUGGGGCAAAAUGGGUGGUGGAUAGCCAGCGGGAGGAUGUUGUCAGGCGGGUUAUGGAGAUUACGGGGGGUUAUGGGGUGGAUGUGAUCUUUGACGGGGUGGGGAAGGCGACGUUUGAUGGGGAUUUGCAGAUGGUUGCGCGGAAGGGGACGGUGGUGGUUUUUGGGAAUGCGGUGAGUGAUAUCUUACUCUUUCUAAACCGAAGAGCUUUGACUGCGGUCGCAGUGAUACUGUCUUCUCUGCCCGAUGCUGAUGCUGGAAUGCAGUCUGGUCCUGUUCCUCCCGUCGACCUCCUGGCCCUGGGCGCAAAGAAUGUUAAGCUCAUGCGUCCCCGGCUCUAUGGGUAUCUUGCCACGCCUGAGGAAAACGCCCGAUAUACCAAGGAGUUGUUCGACAUGCUGGCGACAGGCAAGGUUACCAUCAGCAUGCAUGAUACGUACCCGCUCCAGGACGCAGGGCGGGCACACUCAGAUUUGGAGGGCAGGAAGACAACCGGGAAGCUGCUGCUCAAGAUCUAAAAUGAUCCGGAUUUUAGUCUCGUGGUCUAAAUAUGGAGGUGUCCGUCCUCUAGAAAAGAAUUAACCCGUCCUGAAGUUACUCCACGUAUUAUAGUGGCAUCGUCCCUUAUUCAGUUCUUAGCCUUCAGAG
Molecule: messenger RNA, 1480 nt
Organism: Canariomyces notabilis
Lineage: Eukaryota; Fungi; Ascomycota; Sordariomycetes; Sordariales; Chaetomiaceae
Product: NAD(P)-binding protein
Exons: 2
Coding region: 250-1350 (366 amino acids)
Cellular component (GO): cytosol
Molecular function (GO): quinone reductase (NADPH) activity; mRNA 3'-UTR AU-rich region binding; NADPH binding
Source: RefSeq, a predicted model, not a curated record